Messenger RNA from Corticium candelabrum, 875 nucleotides. RefSeq names its product RRP15-like protein. The transcript has a single exon. Gene Ontology annotation, biological process: maturation of 5.8S rRNA; maturation of LSU-rRNA. Lineage: Eukaryota; Metazoa; Porifera; Homoscleromorpha; Homosclerophorida; Plakinidae. The record is from RefSeq and is a predicted model, not a curated record. The coding region runs from base 29 to 643 and encodes 204 amino acids. Gene Ontology annotation, cellular component: preribosome, large subunit precursor.
GGAGCUUACGACGAUACACACUAUCCGAAUGAUUCACGCCACUGAAGACUCUGGAAGCGCUGCAGACGUCGAUAGUGAUGAGGACACAUUACUAAAUGAUGUCAGUACCCAUGAAAGAAUUUACCGAAGAAAAAUGACUAAAUCAAUGUCCCGGAUAUUUCCAGCCAAGACUCUGGACAAAACCCGCAAUGAGACAAAAGCGAAGCGUGCAAAGACAUUAAGACAGGCUUCUGUGGAAGACAAAGAAGAUGCAACAAACCAUGGACACAACGAACAAGCUAACGAUAGGACAUCAGAGUCUGAAAAUCGUGUUGAAAUUUCCUUUAGAGUGUGGGAUCCUGACAGAGAGAGAAGACUCAAGCAAACAGCCACUAAAGGCGUUGUAAAGCUUUUCAAUGCCGUAAACAGACAGCAAAAAGAAAUGGAUUUGAAGCUUCGUGAAAGCAACACGGAAGCAAAGCGAGCUCGUGUUGUUCAGUCUGUCAGUAAUCAGGCACAUUUUGUGGACAUGUUGAAACACAAUGAUGUGAGAACAGUGAAACGAGAAAAACCUCAACAAGAGAAGACCAAGGAAGAGCCAGCAUGGGCUGUACUUCGGGAUGACUUUAUGAUGGCAGCAAAGAUGAGAGAUUGGGACAAAUGACAGAGCGAUAAGACACUGCAUAACUUAUUGGCUCAAGAUCUGUCUGUUGGCGACCUUGGAUUCGGGUUUUAUGCCUGAUUGACUUUUAGUUUACCUUGUUGCUCUUGUGGUGCACUAAAUGGUCCAGUUAGUGUUGGUCUUUCUUGACCAGUUACUGCCUAUUAUUGCAAAAUGCGAGUGAGGAGUUGGAUUUAAAGCUUACAGGUUACAUGAAAAAUGCUGCAGAAGUUGA